AUGAGCCAGAAUUUUAAUUCUAGGGAGCUCACAGGACAUUUGUCCUCAGAUUAUCCCCUGUUACCUGGAGAGAAGCCCCCUCAAAUUCGUCGGCGCAUCGGAGCUGCUUUUAAAUUAGAUGAGCCAAGCAUCCUACAUAGAACUGAGGACUCUGAGCUGAGCUCUGUGGAGGCUGGUCUGGCUCUUCAGCAGCAUAUAUACGUGGCGGCCCACAGACUGUGUCAGGAGGAACAUCUCUGCAAAGCGGUGAAGAGGAGUCGUCUACAGCAGUACCAGCGUGAGGAGAGGAAACUCAAAGAGCUACAGGAAGCUGUGUUCAGGCUGAGACUGGAACAUGGCCGAUCUUCACCACGCCCUGGCAUGAUCACACAGAGAGGAGGCACUUCAGACAAUAGCUCGUUGUCAGACUCUGCUGUGCUGGAUGAGGAGGAACUGUCUUCCCAGCUUUCUUCAGAGCCUCCUGCUGUAGACUUUCACCCUCCACCUCUAACCAACUCUCAUCCCCCUCCUCAUACACCUAUAGUCCCCUCCUACCGGCCUCUGGAGGCCACUGUUCGUCAAACCCCGCCACAAUCCCUGGAGGAUUUGCACACAUGCCAGAGUCCAAUCUUAGAGCAUGACCCUGCCCCCAUUCAAAGCUCUCCCUGGAUGGAGAGUAGUUUGGACCAGCCCUAUCAGAAAAAGAAAAAAUCUCACUCUAGUAGCAUCAAAUCCAGUAGUCCUGCUGUUACCCCCACGUUGCCUCCUCUGGAGGUCUGUCUUGCGGAGGCCGGGAUACCACUGCAGAUACCCACCCAUGCUGCUUUGAAACACACACAGUCCUGCAGCGCACCCUCCACUCCAGAGAUGCACCUGCGCAGGAUCCAGUCCCUUAGAGUUCCCUACACUGAUCCCAACCCUUAUGAUCCCGAGCGGGAACGUGGGCGCUCAAGGGGCCCCAGGAGACGGUUGACAGACUUUGCGGUGACACCAUCAGAAUACUCUCCAAUAAGUCUAAAUGUGGGAAACCCUUUGUACUACUCUAGUUCUGAGGACAGCAACUCGGAGCACUCUGUGCAGUCCUACACCAGCUCUCCCUGCCAGGAGCACCCUGGGGAACUUCUGUGGCCCUACCAGCCACAGUACGGAUACCAAUACACCAGCUUCAAUGACUACUACAUACCACAAAGAUGCUCUCCUACCCACUUCUACAAGAAUGCUCAGUACCAGUCCUCACCGAGUUUUUCCAGGGGGUACGUGGAGGAUGGAUGGGGUCACCCCUUGGAAAUGGACAGCGGAAGAUCGUCAUACAUAAGCCACCAGGCCCCUUCGCCUGUUUAUUCAUCUAAUGGUCACUAUGAGUACUGCUACAGUGAGGCUUUGCCUUCCCAGCAGCGAAGUUGCAGGUUGUUACCCGCCCACCUGAAAUUGUCACGGGCUCCUUCGCUAAAAGAGUAUCCGCACCAUCCUAGCAGAGGCCUGCCACGGCAGGUGGUGUCGGAAGAACUCAAAUCGUGGCACCAGCGCAACCAACUCCGACCGCCUCGCCCGCACUCGCUGGACCGGAACAGGCAGGGCGCACUCCGCAUCCGAAAUGCGCCUGGGCAAGAGUCCCCGCUUUCGCUUUCCCAGCACCACCAGUUCCAGGAACAGCAGGUAAAUAGGCUUUCCUCACAGUCACUCAGAAUAAAUGAAACAUCUCCAAAUAUGUACCUAUCUUGGCUCUGUAUGAAAUAGAAUAGAGCUGUAUCGCCUUUCUGUCAAGUAUCAGUCUGUUGGGAGAGGAAUUUCCAGAAAAGGCAGAUCAGUUACGCACUGCCCAGGCCUGCCUGAGGAACGGGGGAAGGUUGGCUUGAUGCUCUUGCUGUGUCAAAGUGAGAUCACUGCUGGAUCUAGGUGUGGUGUUCAGCUAUGAAAGAGCAUUUGAUUGGAAUUAGCGUAGGGAAUGGCACAAUAGCAAACUGCACACAAAUCAUAAUUGUCAUUUUGUUGUUUACGGUUGCCCAGAGACAUUAGAACACAAUGCUUUAAAUCAGUGCACACUACUAUUCAAAAGUUUGAGGACUGUAAUUUUUUUUUAAAUGU
Sinocyclocheilus grahami is the source of this 2064-nucleotide messenger RNA. RefSeq lists its product as uncharacterized. The record is from RefSeq and is a predicted model, not a curated record. The transcript has 8 exons. Gene Ontology annotation, biological process: adherens junction maintenance; positive regulation of protein ubiquitination. NCBI's taxonomy places the organism in Eukaryota, Metazoa, Chordata, Actinopteri, Cypriniformes, Cyprinidae. Bases 1 to 1716 code for a protein of 571 amino acids.